Molecule: messenger RNA, 430 nt
Organism: Colias croceus (clouded yellow)
Lineage: Eukaryota; Metazoa; Arthropoda; Insecta; Lepidoptera; Pieridae
Product: NADH dehydrogenase [ubiquinone] iron-sulfur protein 5-like
Exons: 2
Coding region: 51-359 (102 amino acids)
Source: RefSeq, a predicted model, not a curated record
UGUCAUUAAUAAUAAAUUUCUAGAAAUUAUAAUAAUUAUUCUUAAUUACGAUGUCGGAUAUCGUUUCUCCCGUAAUCCGAACGGUCUUCACUGAUAUUACGGGGGCAAUGCUAAGUUAUCAGAUGUUAGGACGCUGUGCGAAACAAGAGAUGGAUAUGAUGAAUUGCAUGGAAGCAUACGGGUAUGGCCGAGGUGUGCGCAAAUGUAGAGAUUACAUAGACGAGUAUCACGAAUGCCAUACUAGAAAGAAACAAUUUGCGAGAUUUAAGGCCAUGCGUAAGGAGCGCGAAAGACAAAUCGCCUGCGGUCAGCUGACUGGAGACAAGAAAUAUGUAACACCAAGAAUCGACAGCUAUUGAUCAAUAUAUUAGCUAGAAUUGGAAUGUUCAAAUGCAUUUAAUUAUUUAAUAAAGUAACUACUUACAAUACA